Molecule: messenger RNA, 627 nt
Organism: Kluyveromyces marxianus DMKU3-1042
Lineage: Eukaryota; Fungi; Ascomycota; Saccharomycetes; Saccharomycetales; Saccharomycetaceae
Gene: EFB1
Product: translation elongation factor 1 subunit beta
Exons: 2
Coding region: 1-627 (208 amino acids)
Biological process (GO): translational elongation
Cellular component (GO): cytosol; eukaryotic translation elongation factor 1 complex
Molecular function (GO): guanyl-nucleotide exchange factor activity; translation elongation factor activity
Source: RefSeq, a predicted model, not a curated record
AUGUCUUUUUCCGAUUUCUCUAAGGUUGAAACCUUGCAAAAGUUGAACACUUUCUUGGCUGACAAGUCUUACAUUGAAGGUACCUCUGCUACUCAAGCUGACGUUGCUGCUUUCAAGGCUUUCCAAACCGCCUACCCAGAAUUCUCCAGAUGGUUCAACCACAUCGCUUCUAAGGCUGACGAAUUCGAAUCUUUGCCAGCUGCUACCGCUGCUGCUGCUGAAGCUGAAGAAGAAGAAGACGAUGACGACGUUGACUUGUUCGGUUCUGACGAUGAAGAAGUUGACGAAGCUGCUGAAAAGUUGAAGGCUCAAAGAUUGGCUGAAUACAACGCUAAGAAGGCUGCUAAGCCAAAGCCAGCUGCUAAGUCUAUUGUCACCUUGGAUGUUAAGCCAUGGGAUGACGAAACCGACUUGGAAGAAAUGUUGGCUAACGUCAAGAAGAUCGAAAUGGACGGUUUGAGUUGGGGUGCUCACCAAUGGAUUCCAAUCGGUUUCGGUAUCAAGAAGUUGCAAAUCAACUUGGUUGUUGAAGACGCUAAGGUCUCUCUAGAUGACUUGCAACAAGCUAUUGAAGAAGAUGAAGACCACGUCCAAUCUACUGAUGUCGCUGCUAUGCAAAAGUUGUAA